Molecule: messenger RNA, 5547 nt
Organism: Schistosoma bovis
Lineage: Eukaryota; Metazoa; Platyhelminthes; Trematoda; Strigeidida; Schistosomatidae
Source: the annotation of a GenBank genome assembly
ACAGUUUGGUUGGACGUUCAGUAACAUACGGUAACAGCAUUGUGAGAUAGGAGCUAACUUCGAUUUAAAAUUACCGAUUUAUUGGCUGGUUUGACCAUUACCCUUAAUUUGACAGUUGAAAUUAUUGAGAAUCUAAUUGUGUAGAUAAUUUAUACGCAUCUCAUCGUUGGAUCUACUCCAGCGGCCAUUCCAACCAACUGAUCGAGUCGCGCACCACAGUUCAAAUAUCAGGUGGUAUGAAUACUGGUACUAGUUUUUUAUCAAUUUUAGUUAUACUUAUAGUUGUUUCGAUUCCAAGCCACGAGAUAGAAUUUGUUGAUGAACCAAAUGAUAGUUAUGGGCUAGAGAACCAGCAAAUCACACUUGUUUGUUCAGCUGUAGGGUCUCCAAAUAUCACGAUUACAUGGCAUAAACUAGACAAUAUUUCUUUUGCAAGCGGUUCCACUAAAGUGGCUGGAGAUAGCGUAUAUUCUUCCUAUGGGUUUACUCUUGUUAGUGAAAAUGAGGGUGAUUAUUACUGCAAUGCAUCGGAUUCCCUUCACUGGAUUCAGUCCAAGAAAGCAAGUGUCCGAAUUUCAUUCCUUAACGAAAAGUUUAAGUUAGAGCCUCAAAGCAAAGUGGCAAAUAUUGGUGAUACAGUUUUAUUGGAAUGUAUUCCUCCUUUUGGGCUACCCAGUCCUACUAUUGAGUGGCUAAAGGAAAACUCUUCUCUGUUACCCAACAAUCGAAUACAGAUUAUGGAUGUUGGAAAUUUGAGGAUCGAUAGGAUAACGUGGCAAGACUCUGGUUACUAUACUUGCGUAGCCAAAUCUUUUGCUUACCGCAGGGAAAGUUCCAAGGCCUAUCUUACUGUUCGGCAGCGUCCAUACUUUAUUGUCUCACCUAAAAGUCAAUCAGUGCCAGUGCAUAGUGUAUUUGAACUGAGUUGUCGUGCUGCUGGGGAGCCCUCCCCUGUCGUUGUUUGGCGCAGAGAACCUUCAGUCCCCAGUAUUCCAUACUCACGUGUUCGGCUGCUUCUAGGUGGAACACUUCGUUUUGUAAGUGUUCAGUCUGAUGACUCUGGAUAUUAUAUUUGUCGGGCAGUUAGUUCGACAGGGAUUGUUGAAGCAGUCGCCUACAUAAAUGUUGUUACACCUCCAGGUUUGGUUGUCACGCCUCCUAGUAAAAUAUACGCAUAUGAAGGCAACCGGGUUGAGUUGUUUUGUAGUGUGACAGGCUCCCCAUCCCCAGAUGUUCGUUGGUUGCAGUGGUCAACUAAAACAUAUUUCAUCCCAACUGUAUCUGUAUCCGAGCGGAUUUACGUCACGAGUUCUGGGACUCUUAUUAUACUUACUGCCAGGCCGGAAGAUGCUUCUACGUAUGAAUGCCGCGCUUCGUCUCCUGCUGGUUUUACUAGGAGCCUGACAGAUAUUCAAGUUCUGUUUAAUCCCAAAUUAAUUCCAGGUCGUGUGGGUGCUGUCUCAACUCCUCAUAUUUUCGGUAAAAGUUUCCGCAGUCCAACAGCAGUACGAGUACUUUGUGGCAUUCCGUUGGAUCCUGUAUUCAAUUAUUCACAUGGAACUCAAUCUAUUUCUAAAGAACCCGAACUUAGCGCAAAAUCGGACAUAAUAUGGCUUAACAAUGGUGAAUUCAUUCAUAAACCAAGUUCAUCGAACUCUCGGAUUUCAAUCGAGGCAGAUGGCUCUUUACUAUUUAAUCCAUUUCGACCAUAUGAUGCAGGGAACUACACUUGUUCCGUCUACCGAAAAGUAAGCCAUCGGUUCGCACAGUACUCUUUCACUAUAAGCUUAAAAGAGCAUAAUGAUUCAAUAUAUCAACCUCGUACGUAUUCCCAGUUACCUUCACCUCCAGAAAAUGCAAGAAUUGUUAGUGUUGGUGACACGUGGGUAGUUUUAAAAUGGUCUGACAACAAUUCUUCUGAGUCAACAAGCUAUAAAGUUUACGUUUUACCGCAGAUUCAUUCUCAGAAAACAGUUCACUCAGAUCAACAUUUUCAGGACCUAAAGCACACUAAGACUACGAGUGAUCAUAUGAAGUCAGAUGAAACACAGAUGCCUAGUAGUAAACCCUUUAAACUGGAUACCUGGUUCACCGCAAUUGAAAAAACUUACCAUACCCAAGUCCGUAUAACAGGCCUAUUACCUGAUACCGGAUACUGGGUUGAAGUUAGAAAAGUUAAUAGUUUCGGAAUGAGUUCAGGAGCUCUAGUACCUUAUAUAGUGUAUACUGUAAAAAAGCCUUCUGAAAUUAUAUUUUCAUAUGUUUCAAAAAGUAAUAGGACAGUUUCUGAUUUGGUAAUCAAGCAUCCUGAUUCGUUUUUUGCUGGUGGUCAAACAGCUGUUGAUUUUCAGGAGCUGGUUUCAACAUUCCAAUCCAUCGAUUUACAUCGCAUAUCAAUCCGACCCCUCACGUCUUCCGAACUUUUGGUUAGCUGGGCUGCACGGUCUUCUAAUGAAGUGCUCAAGCGUAUUGAUGGUUUCAAAAUAAACGUGCGAUCAGUUCCAAUGUCACGUUGCAUAGCUGCUGUUACAUCUAAACCACCAAGCUAUUCGUCUGCCUUUCGCGAAAACAUUGGAGAUUCAGGAUCGUUGGAUAUUUAUGAUAUUAAUCAUGAGGAUUUUUCAUUUACUAGUUCAGUUCACUGUUCUUUCACAUCCCCUAAGCUUCUCGAACAAACAGUUUUAAUGGCUAAUGCAGUGAGUGAUAAAGAUGUAAUAUAUGUUGGGACCUCAGAUCACUCAUUUCAAAACAUAAUCAUCAUGAAGACUGUAUCUCGCGAUCAGCCGGUUGCUAAGGCUGUUAUCGGUGAUCUGUCACCUUUCAGUUGCUAUGAGACGGAUAUUGAAGCCUUCAAGGACGAUCCAACAUACGGUCGUAUUCUAAGCAGAUCUAGUCGAUCUGAAUUGGCUUUGACUCUCGAUGCACCACCCAGCUCCUCGCCAGAAUUAAUAAGCGCCGAAUGGCUUCUUCAUAUUAGUCCGUUAAAUCCCGAACAAAUAACAGGAGGUCAGAAAAUCAACUCUUCCACAUAUCCAUCUGAAAGUAUUCGAUUAUCAUGGAAACCACUUGAGUUAAAAAUGGCUCAUGGUGCACUGUUAGGAUAUGCAGUACAUAUCCUGGCGAACAAAAGUCAGUUCAGUCGUUCUCUUCAUGUAUCUGCAGACAUCCAUUCAAAAAAUAUUCAUGGCCUAAAUCCGUUCGUCGAUUAUAUCAUUUAUAUUUCUGGGAUAAACUGCAAAGGAGAGGGAGUACGUAGUUCUGGAUAUCAUCUUCGAUCUAUUGCCGCUGGGUUGCAUAAUCCUAUUAAGUCUUCUGAUUAUGAAUUGAAUUAUUUAGAACAUUUUGAUUUCCCUGUGUGGGGUUAUAUACUACUUUUUGGGUUUGUCGUCUUCUGGAUUUUGUUUGGCUUAUUUAUUCACUUUGUCGUCCGUCAAACUCCAAGAAAGCAGUGUUUAAAAUCUUCAGCCAAGUAUUUCCUUGCUAAUGGUUCUAACAUAGAUGCGCAGCAUCAGAAAACCUUUCGGAGAAAUAUUCUACAUGGAAUAAGUUUCGGAAUGUGCUGUACCUCGUUAACUUUCCAAAAAAACAAGUCAGAAAGUCACUCCAUUGUUGAUAGAAACUUGGGCACCGUCUUACUGAGUAGUGAGCAACAAGAGGUGGAAACGGGACAUCUACUCCAUCAUUUGAACCCAUCUCAAUCUAAGUUACAUAGUGAAAAACCUGUUUCUGAACACAAAUUAAUGACUUUACGUUCGGCCUCUGGCAAAAACGAAGCAACUUCUACAGGAUGUACACAUGCAGCAUCACCGCUGUUUGAGUACUUAACCGGCAAUGAAGACGUUGAGGUGUAUGCUAUCAGUGAUCCUUCUGUGUGUUCUAAUAACCUUAGUUACUUGCCUUCAGGUGUAUUGAAGAUGACUACAACAUCCGGUAGCAAUGCAACUAUCUUAAGCCAAAACGGAUUAACUGAAGAAAAUAUGUCGAAUCAAAGUAACCCAAUUAGCAGACCGAAAUUGCCAGAUUCAAUAAAUAUACCAUUCCCAGUACCUCCGAUUUGUCACUCAAAUUUAUGUACACCGAAACUUGCAUACCAAAGCAACUCUUUACAUUUACUGUCGCUGCCAGAUCGUUAUGCGUCAAACCAAUUAGACGAAUCUAUUAAUCCACAGAAGUUCACUUCAGAGGAUACUGUACCCGCGUAUGCAAGUUGUUCAGUAUUUAAUAUUCACAAAACGGAAGUCAUCGAUCAUUGUAAUCAACAUAGUGGAACACCAAGUGUUGUACCGAUGCGCAACAAUAGUAACUUGUGCACGAAAUUAAAAGUGAGUUCUAUAGAAAUUUCGCGUUUCUAUUUUAGCAGAUCGAAGUUUAUUUUUUCGUUUGUUUCUUAUGUAUUUGUCUGAAUAAGCGUCAAAAUAUUUUAAUGCAAAUUAUGGGUUUACAUAUUUAGCUUCCAGCUAUACUGUUUGUAUGGAAGCCAGCUGUACUAAUCAGGUGCCUAAACUGAAAUAAGUAGAGCGGAGUUUAAAUGUGCAACCUAUUGGUUAAGAGCUGAAAGCGCUAGCCCAUAAGCUACCACUCCAAAAGGCACUUGUCUGAAGAGAGCGAGCGGAUAUUUUAAGAGACAAAACCCCAUAUCUAGGUUAUUUUAGAUCUAGUUUAAAGAAGUUCUCGACCGAUGAAAUUUAUGAUGAAUACGAAUUCAAGUGAAUAAUGAACUAUUUUUUGACGGAUUCAUAUAAAAUCAUAUAUUCGAGCAAAUGUUUUCAUGGGCCGCUUCGAUUUUACAGUCCAGUAUGAUUAUCCCCCUAUUCGGAAUCCGAUAAAAUUAAUUAUUACUUUCAUUUCAAAGUAUUUUAUCGAAGUUAAGUUUUUUGUGGCUUUGCGACUUACAUACUAAUUCUCUUCGUGAUAUGUGGCUAUACAUCUUAUAGUUUAUAAUAAUGUGAUCUAAUAAUUUAAACUGAAGGUUGCUUAAUUCCGUUCCAACUCUCUAUACUAGGAUUUAAAUAAAUCAGUAUUAUUUUUCAUUGGGCAAGUAACUUGGAUUAUUUUUUGAUAACUAAAAUUACGUGUUUUUUUUAUCAUACCACUUGGUAAUGAUCGGAUUAGAUUUUCUUCCUUAUAGACAUUGGAUCUUCAUUUACAAAUAAACUUUAGUGAACAUUAUGUGUAAAAAAUUACUAGCUUUGAUGCAAAUCUAAUCCGAACAUGAAAUCAAAAUGUCAUAAUUUUGUUAUUUUUGUGAUAUUUAGCACAAUUAUAUGCAAAUCAACAAAGGGAACGUGAAAUGCCAUUAGUGUACUUAUAUUCUAUCCAUUUCUCAGCAUAUAUUUACCAGUAAAUAUAGGGUCUUUAGCCUGAGUACUUUUUGAUCGGCAUGAAAUCCUUAGAUUUAGCCUCCUUGUUCCUGUGCAUUCUGAUCAUACAUUACUAAGGUUGUUUGUAUCAGUGGUUAGUUUAAAAAGUGAGUUGGCCUAUUCAAUUUCUCAUUAUUAUUGAGGUAUUACUGGAGUUGUAUCUUGCCUGCCAAUUAUUAUUAGAUAC